AGUUGAACUUAUCCAAAAUGUUUAAGUGGGCUUCCUAUUUUUUGUGCAGCUUUGCUGUUCUGGCUUCCAAAGGUUCAUGGGCAACCUUGCAGGAUAAUAACCAAACCGUGUGUAUAUUAAAAGACGCUCCCAAUCAAUGUGGAAGUUUCUGCCUCAGUGCUCUAGACCCGAUGCAGACUAAUCUGGAUGCGAUCGAACGCAAACAAGGUGUUAUAACAAGUCAACUUUGGGCGUUAAUAUCCAGGCAGGAUGUCCAGCAGAAAUCCCUACCCAGCCUGGAUUACGAAUUGAGGAGGCACACAGAGAUGCAAGAAAAACAUAUUUCUCAUCUGCUGGCAGUACAAUCUGAAAUGCAGGCACUACAGAAAGAAAUGCUGCACAGUAUCCUGGAUGUUUACAAAAAGCUGAACGCCCAUCAAACCCUUGUUCAGGAAUCCCUUGACAAGAGCAUCACAAAAGAAGUCUUCGAGAAUCGACUGGAAGGUGUGGAUAAACAACUUUUGACGAUUGGGUCCACAAUGGCCAUUUUAAUGAGCAGAAGCGUGGACCAACCUCAUACGGUGCAAAAUCAAUCACUGCAAAGCCCACAAGCGAGUCUUCAAGAAUCCCUUUCGGAAAUUGGUUCGGAGCCACCCCAGUUCGAGCAAAUAGGUUCUCGCCACUUCUUCAUCGAACAUAAUCUUAGGCUGAAUUGGACAAUGGCUGCACAGAGGUGUCGACAGAUCGGAGGUCAUCUUGCUUCAUUCCAAAACAGACUGGAAUUUAAUGCCGUGACAGCAAAACUUCUAACAGGCGAUGUCUAUUACUGGAUCGGCAUGAAUGAUCUGGGCCAAGAGGGUCAGUUCGUUUCUGUGGCUUCCGGGAAUCCAGUAGCAUUCUUUGAUUGGGGCUACGGCGAACCGGACAACCUUGGAGGCAAUCACGACUGCGUUGAUAUCGCACAUGCAAAAAUGUGGGACUCUAAGUGUGCGGAUGAAGAACGUUUCAUUUGUCAAUCGGAUAAUGAAGUGUAAAGAGCUUAAUAUUAUAUAAAAGCAGUAAAUAAAUUGAUGUAAAGAUAUUAGCUCAAGAACUC
Molecule: messenger RNA, 1075 nt
Organism: Drosophila gunungcola (fruit fly)
Lineage: Eukaryota; Metazoa; Arthropoda; Insecta; Diptera; Drosophilidae
Product: C-type lectin domain family 4 member M-like
Exons: 1
Coding region: 18-1013 (331 amino acids)
Source: RefSeq, a predicted model, not a curated record